This is a messenger RNA of Micropterus salmoides (largemouth bass), 2785 nucleotides long. RefSeq names its product hypocretin (orexin) receptor 2 (gene hcrtr2). Gene Ontology annotation, biological process: circadian sleep/wake cycle process; G protein-coupled receptor signaling pathway; feeding behavior. The transcript is spliced from 7 exons. Gene Ontology annotation, cellular component: membrane. NCBI's taxonomy places the organism in Eukaryota, Metazoa, Chordata, Actinopteri, Centrarchiformes, Centrarchidae. The record is from RefSeq and is a predicted model, not a curated record. Bases 143 to 1414 code for a protein of 423 amino acids. Gene Ontology annotation, molecular function: orexin receptor activity.
CGUCACACUGACGAAGUCCGCGAAGCGCGUUAUUAUCGCACUACAGUGCCGCAUCUUUAUUGGCAGUGUGGUCGACAACCUGCGGUCACUGCGGACAGGGUUGACAGCAGGAAUACGACAAACAUAUUAAACACAUCGAAGGAUGUCUGGGAUCACUGGGAAUUUGGAUUGCGAGGAGUGUUUGUCUUCUGGGCAUGUGGCCAACAGCACGGAGUUACAUCUGCACUCCACUACUGUGGAUGAGGACGAUGAACUUCUGAGAUACAUCUGGAGAGAGUACUUACACCCCAAACAGUAUGAAUGGGUUCUCAUUGUGGCUUACAUUAUUGUGUUCUUCGUCUCGCUCAUUGGAAACUCGCUGGUUUGUUUUGCAGUGUGGAAAAACCGCCACAUGCGCACCGUGACCAACUAUUUCAUAGUGAAUCUGUCCUUUGCUGAUGUGUUGGUCACCAUCAUCUGCCUCCCUGCGAGUCUUGUGGUAGACAUCACAGAGACGUGGUUCUUUGGAAACACUCUUUGCAAAGUUGUGCCUUAUUUGCAGACCAUCUCAGUUUCUGUAUCAGUCCUCACACUGAGCUGUAUUGCCCAAGACCGAUGGUAUGCUAUCUGCCACCCGCUGAUGUUCAAGAGCACAGCCAAGAGGGCUCGCAAGAGUAUUGUUGUCAUUUGGGUUGUGUCCUGCAUCAUCAUGAUCCCUCAAGCUAUUGUGAUGGAGUGCAGUAGCCUGCUGCCUGAACUAACAAACAAGACCAGCCUGUUCACUGUGUGUGAUGAACAUUGGGGAGCUGAGAUCUACCCAAAAGUGUAUCACAGCUGUUUCUUCAUUGUCACAUACUUUGCACCAUUAUGUCUCAUGGUCCUGGCGUAUAUCCAGAUAUGUCACAAGCUAUGGUGUCAACAGAUUCCCGGAAACACAUCAGUGUUGCAGAGGAAGUGGAGGUCCAUGCAGUGUUCAGGUCCCACUCCAGGGCUGGGAGAGUCCAUGAGGGUCAGGACCAGCACAGUUUGUGCUGAGAUCAAACAGAUCCGGGCCCGGCGCAAGACAGCUCGCAUGCUAAUUGUAGUGCUCUUUGUUUUUGCCCUGUGCUACCUACCAAUCAGCGUGCUCAAUGUGAUGAAAAGAGUCUUUGGGACAUUCAGGAGCACAAAUGACAGAGAGACAGUGUAUGCAUGGUUCACCUUUUCACAUUGGCUCAUAUAUGCCAACAGUGCAGCAAAUCCUAUCAUCUACAAUUUCCUCAGUGGGAAGUUCCGUGGGGAGUUCAAAACAGCCUUUUCUUGCCAUUGUUAUGGCAAAGGCCAAAAUCACACACAGAGGACACGGACCAGACCAAGCACAGACAGACGGAAAUCCCUGUCAACUCAAGUUAGCAACAUGGACAAUGUGUCACGCAUAUCAGAUCAGAUAGUGUAGUUUUAUAAUCCAGGUGGGGAGUUUUUCUGACCAAUUCAAGCAUCAGAGGACACACUCAUCGUUAAGGUAGACAUUAUUUUUGUUUUAUGUUUGCUUAGUUUCACGAGGACACUUUAUGGAAGUUAAGAGCUUUAGCAAUCUGGGCACUGUUUUCUGAAGACCUUCUCACAUUAACACAAUCAGGAACACAGUAGGACAUGGCCUCCACUCAAAUGCACAGAAACUGUCUAUUUAUUAUUAAAGGACACCUUUUGAAUGUUUAGUAUUUAUUAACGCAUACCAUAUGUACUAUAUACAAGGUUAAGUGAGUUUUAAUUGGACGUAUUGUAUUGUAAAUGUACUAUGUUGACUGCUCUGCAUACUGGAGAUGAACCUGCUGAUUCCAAUUUUGGCCGAUUCCAAUUUUCAUUCUCUCUAAGAACUAUAAAUGACAGAACACACAAACAUUUUUGUAACUUUUCUUUACUGGAAAAUUCUCUUUAUUAGGAUCCCCAUAAGCAACCGCUUUUCUGACUGGGGUCCAUUCCGCAGCAGGUUACAGGAGCUUCUCUCAGUCAAACACAAAAGUAAUUCAGGUUAGGCUGCUGGACAGAGUUUUUAGUAUGAAUAAAAUCUAACUGAAAAGAAACUGCAGUAGGUUAUAACAAGGCUCAGUGUUUCCCACAAAAGGAUAAUGUAAAUGUAGUGGUGGGGGGUAUAUAUGUAUUUUUUAUUUGAAAAUAUUUGAAAGAAUACAUUACCCUAUUUCUAGUAUUUCUAUAGUAUAAUUUCACCAUUUUAAUUCUACUUAAUUGUCCAAAUUACUUUUUUACUCAGACACCAUCCAGCACAGCACGUGUGUAACAUUUAGUGUGACCGGCAGAAAAUCGGACAUUUGACAUCACCGGCCCAUACUGUCCUCAGCCAGUUGAUUGGUGCAUCCCUACGGCAUACAUUUAUUUUUAGUUCAGUAGCAGGAUUUGUUUAUUAAUGUUUAUAUAUUUGUAGGUUUUAUGGGUUUUUAUAACAAUAAUACAGCAGGUGCUAUAGACAAUAAGUCUUUUAACUGCUCAGGCUUGUAGUUUGUCUCCUUGAUUUGUAGUUCCUGCAUGAAUGUGUCCUGGUGGACUUCGUUAUGAAACGGCUUUCUUUCACUGGACAUACACUGAGUUUUGAUUGAACAAUAUCGGCAAAGCAAAUAUUUUAUAUUGUAGCUACACACUUGCCUACUAUGUAUUGCACCAAAGCAAAAUUUAUUAAUUCUAUUUUAAUCCAUUAAACCAUUUUGAAAUACAAUGAAGUGCUUCUGUCAGUCACCUUUACUGACAGCUUCAGAGCGCAGGGGGACAUUGUCCUGCUGGAAAAGAUAAUUCUCCAGGCCCAACCUUUCAA